GCCCGCUCUGUGUCAAGCUCCGCGACCCCCAGCCGCCCUGCAUGACCUGUGCUGCCCAGCACACACACAGCCAGCGUAUGGCGGGGGUGGGGCGCGCUGCCCCCGAGUGCUAGUGGGUGUAAGUGUCGGCUGAUGACUGCCCAUGAGGCUGUAGUCAAGCGUAGCCUCGAGUGACGCCAGAGAGCUGCAGGACGCAGGCUGGGCCCUCAAGAUGGCGGCCAGGGGCGCUACUACCGUGGCCCCGUUAUGGCCCCCUCUGCUGUCUCCUGUCCUAAUCUUCCUGCUCCUCACAGCCAGUCUACACACAGGCGUGUGCAGUGAGGACGAAGAGAGACUGGUAAGGGAUUUAUUCCGUGGCUACAACAAACUCAUCCGCCCUGUGGAGAAUAUGACAUACAACGUGGAUGUGGCUUUUGGCUUGGCUUUCAUCCAGUUGAUCAAUGUGAAUGAGAAGAACCAGAUUAUGAAGUCUAACGUAUGGUUGAGACUGGUAUGGAAAGACUACCAGCUUAGAUGGGACGCAGCCGACUAUGGUGGCAUCAAAGUGCUUCGCCUUCCGCCCGAUAAAGUAUGGAAGCCGGACAUCGUACUGUUUAACAACGCCGACGGGAACUACGAGGUUCGGUACAAGAGCAACGUACUUAUCUACCCUCACGGCGAGGUCCUUUGGGUGCCUCCUGCCAUCUACCAGAGCUCCUGCACCAUCGACGUCACCUACUUCCCCUUCGAUCAACAGACCUGCCUCAUGAAGUUCGGCUCGUGGACGUUCAACGGGGAUCAAGUGUCCCUCUCUCUCUACAACGCCAAGAACUUCGUCGACCUUUCCGACUACUGGAAGUCCGGCACCUGGGAUAUUGUAGAGGUGCCGGCAUUCCUGAACGUAAUUAACAACACGCCUCACCCCACGGAGACAGAUAUCACUUUCUACAUCACCAUCAGGAGGAAGACCCUCUUCUACACCGUCAACUUGAUCCUGCCUACUGUGCUUAUCUCCUUCCUCUGCAUCCUCGUCUUCUACCUCCCUGCUGAGGCUGGUGAGAAGGUGACGCUGGGUAUCUCCAUUUUGCUCUCCCUGGUUGUGUUCCUGUUGCUGGUAUCGAAGAUCCUGCCCCCCACAUCGCUGGUGCUUCCCUUGAUCGCCAAAUAUCUCCUCUUCACCUUCGUCAUGAACACCGUCUCCAUCCUCGUCACCGUCGUCAUCAUCAACUGGAAUUUCAGAGGUCCAAGGACUCAUCGAAUGCCCAACUGGAUCAGGGUAAUGUUUCUCAAGUACCUUCCCAUCAUGUUGUUUAUGAAGCGACCCAAGAAGACUCGCCUACACUGGAUGAAUGAGAUGACCGGAGUUCCCCCACAUCACCAUUACGGCUCCCCAGAGGUCGACAAAGGAACCAGUAAGAUCGAGCAGAUGGAGCUCUCCAAUCUCCACCACCCUAAUUGCAAGAUCAACAGAGAGUCUCCACUGUUGCAGAUGCCGCGUCGCGAGUCUGAGAGUUCAGACUCGCUGUUCAUUACUCCGGAGGCGUACAAAGCGACAGAGGCGGUGGAGUUCAUAGCUGAGCACCUGAGAAAUGAAGACGAGUACAUCCAGAUACGAGAAGACUGGAAAUACGUCGCCAUGGUGAUUGAUCGUCUCCAAUUGUAUAUCUUCUUCGCCGUGACCACCGCCGGGACGAUUGGUAUACUAAUGGAUGCUCCUCAUAUAUUUGAAUACGUUGACCAGGAUAAGAUUAUUGACACAUAUAGAGGGAAGUGAAGAGAGAAAACUUUUAUCGUGUUGGAGUUCAACGUGUAUAAUGUAAAAUGCAAAAAAAAAAAAUACUGAUAAAAAAUGAAAAUGUUUUUACACUGGAGUGGAGGUGUGUAGGUAACGAGGGAGAUUGAAGUCCCAGGAUGCUGAAGGAUGUAAACCCUUGUGUAUAUAUCUCUCACUUGCUCUCUCUCUCUCUCCCUCUCUCACACUCUCCCUCUCAUUUCCUCUCUAUGGAAGAAGCAUGAGAAAAAGAACAAUUGCUCUCGUGCUUUAGAAGAGAUGAAGAAAUAAAGAAAAUGAAGGAAAGAAAUAAAGAAAUGUGAUAUCUCGUGUGCAAUGGUCGCUGACACAACACCAAAUAUUUUAAGAGAAUAUAUAUAUAUAUAUAUAUAUAUAUAUAUAUAUAUAUAUAUAUAUAUAUAUAUAUAUAUAUAUAUAUAUAUAUAUAUAUAUAUAUAUAUAUAUAUAUAUAAGGUUCAAAGUACUCUUUUAUCAUGGUGCCAAUUCUGUAUUUGUGCUUUUGGUUGUGUUAAAUCAGUAUUAUGGGUGGUGAGGCAACGAGUCCUCACACACACACACACACACACACACACACACACACACACACUGUUAAGACUCUGGAGUCCUCUGAGGGUUCUUUUGUGGGUCUUCUUGGAGUCUUGGAGCCUUCGGGGUUCCUCUGAUUGUCCUCCGGGGCUUUCCAAGAUUCCUUGCAGUUCAGCUUGUGGGUCCUCGAGGUCCUUCUAGGGUCCUCAGGGUCCAUUUGGGGUCCCAGCCGCCUCCUGGUUCGUCGUGAUGACCGCCAGGUGUCUGUGAGAGUUUACCUGUAAUACCCUUAACCCGUAUUUUCCACAUGAUGGACAACUUGAAGAUGCUCACCCUGUUGUGUAAGCUUCUCAAAUGUAUUAUUCUCCCCUUCAAAAAAAAAUAUACACAUACAGUAUAUAUAUAUAUAUAUAUCACAUUUAUAACAACGGUAAAAUACAAAGAUGUCAUGAGGUAUACCCAGUACACAGAGGGUGUAUAUCCUUGUUUUUAAUAUUCGUUAUACCAAAAAUGAAUAAGUAUUUCUAACCUUCAACUCUUCUGGCAUCACUGCUCAAGACAGACAGCAGAGCCAGCGAUGGUUUACGUGUGCCUCCGUGGGUGUGAGAAAUUUUGGUGGCAAGAACGAGUGUCCGUGGAUUCGUGAGUGUUAUAUAUGUAUCAGUGUAUACAUGUGUGAGUGUCUGUGUCGCAGAUAAUCGUGGAAGUGGAGCACGUAUUGCCAGAAAAUCAAUAUUAACAUUUUUGUUGUUUCUUUGUUGUGGUGAGCGUGGCUGAGCUCGCUCCAGACGCAGGCCACCGCGAUCAUGUGUAUGUCAGGCCAGAACAGAACAAUCAGGAUAAUGAUUAGAUAUUUGUAGUUUUCAUAGGUGCGAACUUUAGCGACAUGUUUCAUAUGUUUACAUAUAUAAAUAGGUAUUAAGUAAAUUUGUAUGUAAAUUAUUACAUGGUUUGGAGUUCAUGCUCAAGGUCAUACUUGAUGGCACUCCUCGGGUGAGGCGAGAGGAGCGUCACCCCCCCGGUACGCAAGAGGCUUGCUCGGGUAGACGCCUGGUGGAAUGCAGUGCUUGUCUUUUCAUUAUUAGCAUGGACAAUAGAACAUUAUUUUAAAUGAAGAGAAAGAGAUACAGAAGAACUCUCUAUUGUCUUGCUCACAAGUAUUAGUGCAUUUCAUUUGGUCUUGGAUAGUUAUUAUGCUUUAACGAGUGUAAGUUACCUAGCAUUUCCUGCUCCGAGGAGCUUGCUUCAUGCUUCUGUCUUCAGGUGCCUCCGAAAGCUGAAUUCUUUAUCAACAUGAUCGUUCCUUGAUCAGUCAGAGAACUCCCAGCGUGUGCCACUAGCUUCUGACAGCCCUCCGAUAGGUCAGCGAAUCGUUCGCUUGAUCAGGGAUUCUUUUUCGAAUGCGCCCAAUUCCUGAUGGAAUUAAAAGUAUUUUUAAAGAGAAGAGACUAUACGAAGCAUUGUAUCAUUGCGAAGAUAUCUUUAUAUGGUGUGAUUAAUCUCGGUUACAUAAUCAUUAGCUCUUCAGUUUUCUCUAACAGUGUUAUAUAACCCUUGGGGGUCUUUGACUGUUUUAGACUUGGUUGAGGCAGUAUAUUGCGUGAGCCUUGAUAAAGUUUCGCGGCUAGUUUUAAGUGGUACUCAAGAGGUUACGGGUACUGGAUUUUCCUAUCAAUGCCAUGGUACCUUUAACUGCUAAGAAACACAAGCGCUGAUGGUUCUUGUCAAGUCUAAGUUUUCAUAACUCAUUUUUUCGCGGGUGUGUUAUCUGUUAUCAACAUUUAGAUAGACACGUAAUGUUGAUUUCAAGUCACUGGUUAAGUUUUGAUCAUUAAAAACUUGAGUGUGACAUCCUGAUUCAGAAAACACAGCUAACUAAAUAAUUGUAAUAUUUCCAUCUCAAGAGGCGAGUGCUUGGAUCAUAAACUCCCCGCCCCGCUACCCGCUAUGUCUGUACUGUUAGUGGAAUCAAAAUAACAAGCCUCUCCUCUCAAUCCAUUUAUACGUGUCUGUUGCGAAAGAUUUUAUUUGCCACGAUGAUGCUUAAAUGAGCUGAAUAUAUCGUAAGCUCUUUCUUCGUUGUGUGUUGUAUUCGUUUGUUUGUUUGUGAUAAGGUGUUUGCCUAAUCCAGCAGCUGAAUCUUGCAAUUUUUAAGUGACUGGCCAAAUUGGCUCAUGUUAUCAGUGUUUUUAUAGAGUGAAGUGUAGGAUGAAACAUGGAUCCAAUACAGGAGCUGUUACUAUGUUUUACUGAAUGAAAACUAUACAGUACAGAACUGAUACAAGAUAACAAACAAAUGUGGGCAUCAUCCAUUUAGAAAGACAUACGUCAUUCAUCCAUUACAUAAUAUAUAUAUAUAUAUAUAUAUAUAUAUAUAUAUAUAUAUAUAUAUAUAUAUAUAUAUAUAUAUAUAUAUAUAUAUAUAUAUAUAUAUAUAUAUAUAUAUAUAUAUAUAUAUAUAUAUUGCCCUAUUUAUCUUGAAGAAUAGGAAGUUCCUUUGCUUUUUAUUUAUUCAGAAUUUCCACAUAGCAAAGAAUACGGAUACUAUUGAGAAAUUUGUAGUGCGCAAGUGUGUGUGUGAUUUUCAGAACAUGAAUAUUUUGAUACUGUAGAUGAGAUAACCAAAUAUUUGCUUCAAAUGAUAAGGCUAAACGGAAAGAACGGUCGCUAUAGAGGCUCUCGCAAGUUAUAGAAAAUUCUUGAAACGGGAAAUCAGUGGAGGCUACGACCCUAUGAUGAGAGGGAAUGUGCCCUAAGGCCAGACGUGUAUUGUGUCUAUAAGUUCAUCUAUUAUUGUUUUAUAUUUUCACUAUAGAAAACUUCUUCUAACUGUCUCAAAGUUCCGUCACACCACCAGCGGAGUGUCACUGAAGCUCCUCCAACACACCGCUUGGGAGAGACCCCCGCACGCUGGGCUGACAGUGACUCGGGUCAGUAGACUAAGUUAGAUCUGGGUUUCUAUAAUAAUAUCUCAUAUACUUCCCGCCGCGUACGCUGUAAAUGCUAAAAGGCUUUCUAAUUUAGGAAUAGAUUUAUUAUCUAGUGUUUGUUUGUUAGAACUACCUAUCUGAAAAAAAAAUAACUUUAGAGGAUGUAGACGAAUCUAACAGUAUCAGUUCCCCCUUCUUGAUUUACAAAGCAUCACAGUUUUAGGUAUAAUUUCCAACAUCAUUACAUUAUCGCUUGAGUAAGUCGUUCAAGGUUGUUCGGUACUCACAACAUUUCAACACUUCCUGUUUUAAGUAUUUUUGUAAAUGUGUUACAACACAUUUUUGGGACUGAUAAUGAAAUCGAGUAAAGAUGAGUGUGAAAUCCCUUCAGGGUCUAGAAAAAUAACCAAUCUCACACUGGUGUCAACAGUCGGUCAAGUCCGUAGUCUACUCUGAUGACUUAAACAUUGUAGUCCUGUUUCCCGCUCGUCGGGGACCAGCUCACCCGCCCACACGGCUCCGUUCCCUCCACCACACUCACCAGCCAACCGCCAUAAUUUCUUUACUGUUUUUAUUGCCUACUAUGGUGUUGUGACUCCGCGACUGUGUGCAUCUUAGUGAAAGUUUAUAGAGAUUUGUUAUAGCGGAUGACCUGAGCAGUCGUGUGGUGAUGAGUGGCGGCGGUGAUUUGUAUGGAGUAACACAACAAGGCCAUCCACCCAAGUCCUUGUGGGCGCGUCAACACCUCACCCACAAUCCGAGUUUACAAUUUGAUAUGGAUGUUUCAGUUAAUUGUUAAACACAAAAUAUCCAACAAUAUCGCCCCCCUUUUGCCGGUAUAUUCAUUAGUUGUGGGUGGCAAAAGAUUUAAUGCAUUAUUUUGUAUUAAUUUUUGUAUUGCUUUGUUUUUGUUUUAAGCCGCAAUAUAAUUUAACAAGAGACAAAGAAGCUGUUACGGGUUGUUUUCUUGUUACAUUCAAUGGUUCCUGUCCACACUUCUGGGUUUCUGUGCCAUACAUUGUGCUCAAUACUCUUCUGUGCACACCACUAUUUGGUAUACAUUCAUCCGUACACACACAACCACUUCGCAUACAUGGCUUUUACUUUCAUGACUAUUUCCUGUACGUUAACUUGUAUACGCCCAUGACUUAUGAGUCUAUGUAGCAUUUUAUACUCCACACACACACACACACACACACGCACUGGCGACUGUACAGGCUACUUAUUUCAGUUCUUAAGUAAGCAUUACGAAAGUGACAAUCAUGCUACAACAGUCUGCCUCCCUCAACAACCAUCUGUUUACUGUGGCGGGAAGGAAGGUCUCACAUGACGCCACACUUCUUCCAACUCUCUCUUCGCUGGCAGCUUAUUCAAUACUGAGACAUCGAGUAUUCAGCUUCAACUUAAUAAUCCGAUCCCAUGCGUGAAUAGGAGCUUCUUCUAUGUACAACUUUUAAAGGAAAAUUUAUUUGUAUUUAAACUGAGUACGAGCUUGCUUAUAGUGAGGACCUGUAUCAUUUUAGUUUCCUUCCUGAAUAACUAUUGUGAACUGUGUGGAAGUAGAUAAUAGCCUAUGUUCUUUAAGAACACUUUAUUUAAAUGUAAGUAAUCACUUCUUUUAAAUUAACUAUUCAGUAGCAUAUAAAAAGGGUUUAUUUGGAGUCAUCAGUAGUUAUGUUAGACGUAAGUAACAGCAACAAACCCAAGAGUUUUAUCUCAUAAUUUUUAAUUGUUGUUGGACUGGUGUUAAUUACUAACCUUGUUACCUAGUUGUUGGAGCGCAGUAAUAACAUUAUAACAACAAGCAACUACGAAUAUUGAUUCAAGUAAUGGAUUACUUCGAUUAAAGUAUUCAGUAAGAGUAACGCUAUAUAUUUUGACUGUACCCUAUAGUCUUCUUCAGCGGGAGAGGACCGUAGGUUACAGUCAAGAUACAAUGUUUUCUCUGUAUUAUCUUCUCUUACAGUGGGAUUUUCAGUUUUAUAAUUUAUGUGGUACUACAUAAUAUAUAAAACCCAGUAUCUGUUGCUCUUAGGUUUGGUCUAUCGCUUCCACCCGAGUCAUUUUACUUUUCAGAAAAAAAAUCCUCAGUAUUUGCUGCGUCAGACUGCUGGUUAAGUGAGAUGAAGUAUAUCUGAGUUGAGCCCUUCAUAACGGGUCAUGUCUCCCUCAACCACCACUUUAAUACAGUACCUCGACCUUCAUGUUAGUCAUAACUGUUAAAACACUUCAUCGGAAAAUCUCUUAUUUUAAUUUAACUGAUUAUUUUAAUUGACUUGGUAAUAUUUAGUGUCAGGGUGUACUUUAGGUAGUCUGUCUGUCGGUUUACUCUUGCGAACUAUAUAAUUGUCUCGUUAUGUAUAAGACAACGGAUUUUUUUUUAUUUUUUUUAUUACUGUCGAUUUUUAGUUAGUAAGAUUUCAAGACUGAUACUGAAUCUUAAGUGUGGAAUUUCCCUUCUCUCUGGGUCUGUUGUGUUAAUUCACCCUCACCAAGUUUUUAGUUAGCUUUUUGUUCACGUCGACUGCAUCAAGAGGUUCUCCCUGGAACAAAUUUUACGCUCGAAAUUUCCAAUAUUUUCGAUUUUCUUAUGAGGCUCCAUUGGUUCCUUCUCUUUUGUCUACCUCAAUAGUGGAAGCUCCGAUCUGAGACUCAACCUGAGGCUUCUCAUUUUGGGAAGCCUCGCCGCGUGAGACACCAACAAAAGUUGAUACUUGUUGUCUUUCUCCCAGUCGUUGGGACAGACACAGCCACAAACUACCAAGAAUCGCUGUUAUCUUUUAGUAUAAUUUACCGCUCUGGAGUGCUCAUAGAGAACUGGACUACCAGCUCUCAAUUUCAAGCGAUAUUAACCCCUUUUACACGGACAUCCAUGUCAUUAUUUUUUUAUUAUCUUGAAUUUUGAGUGAACAGUAUUUGAGUUGUUUCUUAUUAAUGUAGAGCGCAUGAAAAAAAAAAUAGUGGGCUUUGAUAUAUAUUACAUGGAAUAUGAUAAGAAAAACUAAAAAACGGCUAUCUCUGUUCAUCAAGUAUGCUACGUGAUGGAACUCACUGCUCAAUGAUUUCCUAUUUCUCCCCCAAACCAGUGUUGGAGCUGGUCCAACCUGGCUCCCCGCGCCAGACACAUCCACCCAAACAAAGCCCGACCCGAAUGUAGCAAUUGGGUCAUUAUGGCUUUAAUUGGGUGUGAUUUUUCUUUGUUAUUUUUCUUAUUUUUGUCUUAUUAUUAUCUGGCCGGGGAAGCCAGAUUUCUAUGGGACGGGCGCCUUUGUUCUGCCGAAUGGAGGAAGGUACCCCGUGCCGCCCUCCUCCCUCCCCUGCCCUGACGCCUCCAGGGUAAGGCACGUCCCCAAGCGUUACCCUGAGGGCGCGACGGCCAUCCCUCCCCAACCCCCAGACCAUUCCCCUCCCUCCCUCCCUCGGCUUGUGCUACCGUCACGAGGCUUACUUGCCCUCCCCCCUCCCCACCCCCCUGCUAGGCACUCUAUAGGGACGUAGGAGAUCAAGAAUUUUGUAUAGUGUAUAUAACUACGUUGUUUUAAGCAAUAAAAGCUGUUUAAGAGA
Molecule: messenger RNA, 8790 nt
Organism: Homarus americanus (American lobster)
Lineage: Eukaryota; Metazoa; Arthropoda; Malacostraca; Decapoda; Nephropidae
Gene: nAChRbeta1
Product: acetylcholine receptor subunit beta-like 1
Exons: 12
Coding region: 212-1753 (513 amino acids)
Biological process (GO): monoatomic ion transmembrane transport; nervous system process; chemical synaptic transmission
Cellular component (GO): neuron projection; postsynaptic membrane; synapse
Molecular function (GO): transmembrane signaling receptor activity; acetylcholine-gated monoatomic cation-selective channel activity
Source: RefSeq, a predicted model, not a curated record